Molecule: messenger RNA, 519 nt
Organism: Cantharellus anzutake
Lineage: Eukaryota; Fungi; Basidiomycota; Agaricomycetes; Cantharellales; Hydnaceae
Exons: 6
Coding region: 1-519 (172 amino acids)
Source: RefSeq, a predicted model, not a curated record
AUGUUCACCGACACCCUCUGCCUGCUCAUAAGUUUCGCCACCACUCUCUUCCUCCUCUGGCAUGUAGAACAACGGCGAAUUAUUAGCAGAGGGCUGCGACAACCAUCUUCUGAUGAUUUGUUGAAGCAAACAUUAUUCAAAUGGAGGCGGCGUUGUAUUCUUGUUUUCCUCCUGGUUCUCCCGGUACAACUCUCAAGAGGACUUCUCCUCCUCUUUUGGCCCAAUCCACUUGUCAUGGAUUUGAUGUCGGCUUUGUCAGGACCGGUACAUUAUUUAUCAUUUCUAAUAUUGGUCCUCCGCAUUACACCACGGGGCAGUCCCGACGAGGGCAUAGCCCUUAGUCCUAUUUCUCCACAGAGUGGGGAUGUAGAUGUUCCCGGCAAUGGUUCUCCCGAUAAUGACGGGUCCAACAAUGGGGAGGUUCUGUUAUUAGGGUCUCCACCUGAAAAUCGGUUCGCCGGUGAUGACUCGAACCGGCUCCUCGAGUCCCAAUUGGCACGGAGUAGAGCAGCGAACUAA